Messenger RNA from Striga asiatica, 363 nucleotides. NCBI's taxonomy places the organism in Eukaryota, Viridiplantae, Streptophyta, Magnoliopsida, Lamiales, Orobanchaceae. The record is from the annotation of a GenBank genome assembly.
AUGAGGGAGGUGAUGAGAGUUGGCGUCGAGAUGGCCUUAGGCGGCUUCCAAUCGGCGGAAUUUUGCUCUUACCACAAGAUACAUAAGAUAUUGCAAUUUUACGAUAACCUCGAACUGUUGGAAUGUGAUCCGUAUUAUAUGUUGAACCUCGAACUGUUGGAAUGUGAUCCGUAUUAUAUGCACAUAUUCAAGAUUCCAUAUUAUAUACAGAUCAUAUACAGUUAUUUCAAUUUGUAUUGUACGGGUUUGUCUGGAUUGGACCCCGUCUCUCGAAACACAAUGACUGCAGUGCUGGCCGGGUCAGUUGUUUUUAUACGCUUCCCACUUUCUGCAUCUUUUUUGUCCGCAAGUGGGUCCGAUUGA